AUGAAGAUCGAAGCCAGCUUCGUCGGUGGAGAACCAAGCUCUAUACUUCAUUUGAAAUCGGGGGUGAGCAGCCUUGGUAGCGAUGCGUGCCUUUUCGUGUUCAUACCGGGAAAUCCUGGUUUGAUUGAGUAUUAUGUCCCGUUCUUACAGCAAGUUCACGAAAAAAAUCCGGACUGGGAGAUUCUUGGGAUAUCUCAUGCCGGAAUGAAUUCAUGCAACGAUAUAGCUUGCCCGGUUUACACUCUUCAAGAGCAAAUCAACCACAAAGUUGAUGUUAUAAACAGCUAUGCACAGGGAAAUAAGAAAAUUACUAUAAUGGGACACUCGGUAGGCGCUUUUAUAGCCCAAAAAGUUGUUACUUCGGGGCUCUUGAAUGACGAGGUAGCACGAGUAGGCCUUCUUACGCCAACUGUAAUUGAUAUUCACAAAAGCGAGAAGGGAUUGAAGCUUACAGCCAUCACGGAGCGUUUCCCACGCUUCCAUCAACUUGUCUCAGCACUCGACUGGAUAGCAUUUGAAAAGCUUUUCCCUGACUUCUUAACUAGCUGGAUUAUUUCGCACUUCGCGGAUGAUCCGAAGACCUGCUUGGGAGCAGCAACGCGCCUCUUACUGACGAACUCAAGAUUUGUUAAGCAAGCCUUGGGCCUCGCGACAGAGGAGAUGCAAGUCAUUCGCAGCGACUGGGAGUACCAAAAAGACUUUUUACACUACUGCGAGACCAAAGGUGCCAAGAUUUGGUGGCUUUUUAGUGAUAAUGACCACUGGGUAAGCAGCGAAACGCGUAAAGAUUUAAUUCAGUUUUACGAACGGCACAGCAGCCCAGAAUUGGUCAGCAUAGAUGUCUCAACCGCAAUUGAGCAUGCCUUUGUUAGAAGGCAUGCUCAGGUUGUAGUUCAGCACUAUUUUUGA
Messenger RNA from Lachancea thermotolerans CBS 6340, 909 nucleotides. RefSeq names its product bifunctional triacylglycerol lipase/ester hydrolase. Gene Ontology annotation, biological process: lipid storage. NCBI's taxonomy places the organism in Eukaryota, Fungi, Ascomycota, Saccharomycetes, Saccharomycetales, Saccharomycetaceae. The record is from RefSeq and is a predicted model, not a curated record. The transcript has a single exon. Gene Ontology annotation, cellular component: lipid droplet. Gene Ontology annotation, molecular function: lipase activity. The coding region runs from base 1 to 909 and encodes 302 amino acids.